UUCCCCCGACUUGCUAUGAGAUUAUGGGAAGCCAAUGAGAUUGGCCGAAUUGCAUCAAUGGUGGGAGUCCCAAUCACCACCGACAAGGUAACCCAAGAGAAAACAUAUACUAGUUUUGCUCGGGUCCUUAUUGAAAUUGAUGCCUCCAAACCUCCGGUGCUCCAAUUUCCGAUUGUUCCUCCUUCGGGCAAGGAAUAUUUGCAAAGGGUUAUCUAUGAGACCUAUCCAAGUUAUUGCUGCCAAUGCAAAAAAUUUGGCCAUCACUACUUUACUUGCAAUGUCCUCAACCCGCCAAAGAAGAUGGAGGAAGGCACGGCCAAGGGAAAAACAGUCCCUUUGGUGAACAAAAAUGAAAAACCGAGCAAAGUGGAUGACAAAGGCAAAGCUAUUAAACCUUCUUUCCAAGUGGUAAAGCCGAGGAACACAAACUCUUUCAAACUGCCGGAUUUCCUUUCCAAAGCUAUUGACGAUCCAAAGAGCAAAUACACCAAUGGUGACUUUGAAUGGGAGGGCCGGCACAUAUUGAGUGUGCAUGAUAUGGAAGCGGAUGACAUUGUUACUAAGUUCUUAACUAAGGAAGAUGGAAGGCAUGAAGCGUGGGUUAAAAAGCGGUACCAAAUAAAGAGCAUCAUCUCCGUUGCUAGAGUUGGGAUGGAUCUAAAACGGGAAGCACACAAGGAUGCACCAGCUAUUGCCUUCACGGAUCCAUGCCUUGUAUCUCUCCCGGGGGUCAAACGCGCAAGGUUUUGGUACGCUAUUAAUAGGCAAAUUUUUAUCCUUAAUGUUGCUUGUUUUUUUGAUGUGCAUUCUAGGCAUAACAAGGAGUACUUGCAAGCUAUGGAACGGACCAAACUUGUUGACAAAUCUGCGAAGGACUUUGCGCAAACCAAGGGGGCUGGUGCAAGCACUUCCGAAGCCUCGAAACCGCAAGAAACCAAGGCCUAUACCUUGCUGCCAUGGAGGGAUCCAAUUACGGGUCAAGAGAUCACACAAGAUGCCGUGGUUGAGCCGGAAGGGCACUUGAUCCGUAACACGCAUCAAAUGAAUUUUGAUGGCGUUGUUACCGGUGUAUUCUUGGACGAAAGGAAGAAAAGAGUGGUCUCUAUCAUGCCUUUGGAUGUGUUGAAGGUAAGUCCCGUAGAUCCGAAAGCCCAACACGAACUUUGGAUAUAUUAGGAAUGGACCAGAAUCAAAGUGUAUAACAAAAUAUAAAAUAUGAAUUCACUAAUACCCAAAAGCCCAUUUGUAUUAAUUAACCUGUCUGAUUACAAGGAAACUUCCCGAUCGGUAGGUCGGAACAGUGCUUUACUACAGGAAACAAGAGUAAUAAUGCUAUUCUAGAGCUUGAGUAUUGAAAUGCUAACUCUUACAAUGAUUUUAAACCUUCUAUUUAUACUAAUGGAGAGCAUGGGCUGCUUUAUGCUUAUUGGCCGUUGUUCCACCGACUUUAUCACCCAUGUUUCCAUUUGCUGAUGUCACAAUCUGGCAUUAAUUGCAUCUGGUCACUUACUGGUUGCCCGUUGCUCGAACGGGAUGUUGGACCUUGCAAAUGACAAUGUCAAAUUGGCCCAAGUAUGAUAUAUGGUCCGAACUCCGUUCGGUAUCUCUCCUUUCUGGGCCGGCCUUUACUCGGACCGAACCUCGUUCGGUGUGAAUUCUUCACUGGGCCUGCUCAUCAUAGGGUAAUGGACUCAUCGUUUGGGCCGGGUAUCCUGGGCCUGUUUUAUCCGGGUAUUGGGCCUCUGGAUCAAUAUCCCAACAAGAUGAUAUACCAAACAAGGUGAAAGUGGUAAAAAUGGGAUUCGACUUCCAAUGGGUGUCUUGUGAGGAACCGGGUAUUUUCUUCACCGAAUCAUGCUUGCUUUCUCUCCCAACGGUUAAGAAGACCAAAGAUUGGUAUGAGCUUGAUAAUUUGAUUUUUACUAAUGAUGUUUUUAAUUUUUUUGAUGCCAAUACCGCUGCCAACAAGAAAUACCUCAAAGAAAUGGAAAGGAGAAAGAGAAAGGCAGCACGGGGUAAGGAAAAAGAGGAAGUUCAACCGGGGAAUGACGGCUACACCUCGGAUUUCUAUCUCUCUUGAUGAUUAAGAUCCUUGCUUGGAAUGUUAGAGAGUUGGAGCCAAUUCAUUGAUGGUACAACCCAGUUCUCAAUUGUGAGGAAGCUAAAGUUGCUCAAAAGGCCGCUAAAGAACCUCAAUGCAAUGGAAUAUGUGCAUAUAUCGAUGAAAGCUAAGAGAGCAAAGGAGGAAUUCAAAAGAUUAAAUAAAUUGUGGCUGGUUUCGCCCCUGGAUGAUGACUUAAAAGUGCAAGUGGAGGCUGCUAGGAAAAAGGCUACUUUUUUGCAGAAGCCGAAACAAGCUUCUACCAACAAAAAGCAAAGGCCACUCACAUUCUCGAGGCGGACAAAGGGACAAGAUAUUUUCACGCUAUUGUGAAGAGGAACGUCACGCGGAAUGCCAUAUCUUCCAUAGCUUUGGAGGACGGUAGUCUUACUACUUCCUUAGAUCAAGUUGGAGAUGAAUUUGUAAAAAAUUUUGUGGAUUUAUUUGGUACUAUCGAGGUAAACCUACCCCUUGACACGUUGGUUUAUGAACCGGUCCUUUGAUUGAACCAAGUGUUCAUGAUAGCCUACUUGCUCCGGUUACAAACAAGGAAAUUAAAGAUGCCUUGUUUGAUAUUGGGGAUGACAAGGCACCGGGGCCGGACGGGUUUACCUCGGCCUUCUUUAAGGCCAAUUGGAGUUUUAUUGGGGAUGACAAGCGAUUAAGGAGUUUUUUCUAACGGGUAAGUUGCUUAAAUAGAUCAAUCAUACUGUUACAGCACUUAUCCCUAAGACUAAUCACUCCCCAAAAGUGUCGGACUAUAGACCUAUUUCAUGCACGAAUGUAUUGUAUAAAAUUAUCACAAAAAUAAUUGCGGCUCGAUUAACCCCGUGUCUCUCGGGACUGAUUGAUCAAGCCCAAGGAGCUUUCGUAGAUGGCCGCCUAAUGUUUGAUAACAUUUUCCUAGCCCAGGAACUUGUUAGAGGAUACAAUAGGAAGCGAAUCUCACCGAGAUGUAUGAUUAAGGUAGAUUUGCGAAAGGCCUACGACACGAUUUCAUGGGAUUUCUUGGACAAAGUCUUGAGGGGUUUGGGCUUCCCCGAUAGAUUUAUUGCAUGGAUUAUGGAGUGUGUGUCCACUGCCUCCUUCUCGGUUUCUUUAAACGGAUCGCUUUACGGAUUUUUCAAAGGCAAACGUGGAAUUAAGCAAGGGGAUCCAAUGUCCCCUUUGCUUUUUGUUUUGUGCCUUGAAUAUUUCUCCCGGUUACUCACCGUGAGAACCAAAGGGGGGAAUUUUAAUUACCACCCACAAUGCUCCACGUUGGGUGAUAAUCCCUGAUGAUCUUCAACAUUGGGCAUCACCCAUUUGGAAUAUGUCGAUUACCUUAUGCUAUUCUCGAGAGGCGACACGUAUUCCAUAGACAUAUUGGUCAAUGCUCUCAAAGAGUUUGGAGAGGCAUCCGACCUAAGGGUUAACCACGAAAAAUCGAAUAUUUUAAUGGGAGGGGUGAAGGACCUAGAGCUACAAAACAUUUUAAACAUUGUCGACUAUGGGCAAGGAAUAUUCCCGGUAAGAUACCUUGGAAUACCACUUGCCCCGCUAAAGGUAUCGAUUGCACAAUAUGCACCCCUACUCAACAUGGUCAAGGAUUUUCUUAAUGCGUGGAAUACGAAAACACUAUCAUAUGCCGGUAAAAUCGAGCUAAUUCGAUCGGUGAUCCAAGGGGUCCAAUCAUUUUGGCUCCAAAUCUUCCCGGUUCCGCAAACCAUAUCGGAUAGGAUAGUGUCAAUAUGUAGACUGUUUUUGUGGGGUGGAAAGUUUGCGAAGGUGGCUUGGGAUGACAUAUAUCUUCCAAAAGAGGAAGAGGGUUUAGGUAUUCAUAGUUCCCGAACUUGAAACGAUAGCCUCCUUUCACGCACUCUCUGGGACGUACACAAGAAGAAAGAUACUCUUUGGGUUCGUUGGGUUAAUGGCGUAUACCUUAAGGGUAGAAGUGUGUGGGAUUUUAUCCCACACGGCCGUGACUCACAACUCAUGAAGAGGUUGAGUCAAAUACGGGACAAAAUACGAGGGUGCUUUAAUAAUUUAAAUGAAACCAUUAUUGGCCUUAAUGCUAGGAGUAUCAAUGGGAAACUAGUAUCGGCCAAGAUCUAUGAGCUUCUACGAGUAAAGAGGACCACUAGGACUCCAAUGAGCUUCAUUUGGAAGUCCUACAUCCCCCCAAAUUUUUCAUUUAAUGUUUGGUUGGGCUUGAGGAACCGGCUGCCCACUCAGGAUAGUCUCGGUUACCUACAUAUGGUUAAUAGGUGUGACUUGUGCAAGGGUGGAUUGGAAACAAUUCCACACCUAUUUUUUCUUUUCCCUUUUUCUUGUAGGGUAUGGGAUGGAAUCAAAGAUUGGAUUGAGAUGGGACGUCAAAUGACAACAUUACCAAGUUCAAUUAAGUGGAUCAUGAAGACGCACAAGGGAUCAACGAUGAAGGCCAAGGCUGCCCGUCUAGCAUUCUGCGUCGCGGUCUACUACAUUUGGCAUGCGAGGAAUGAGAUACGAUUUGAUGGAGGUUCG
Cuscuta europaea is the source of this 4606-nucleotide messenger RNA. The record is from the annotation of a GenBank genome assembly. Lineage: Eukaryota; Viridiplantae; Streptophyta; Magnoliopsida; Solanales; Convolvulaceae.